Molecule: messenger RNA, 2635 nt
Organism: Artibeus jamaicensis (Jamaican fruit-eating bat)
Lineage: Eukaryota; Metazoa; Chordata; Mammalia; Chiroptera; Phyllostomidae
Gene: P2RY11
Product: purinergic receptor P2Y11
Exons: 13
Coding region: 65-2449 (794 amino acids)
Biological process (GO): G protein-coupled receptor signaling pathway; rRNA processing; ribosomal large subunit assembly
Cellular component (GO): plasma membrane; preribosome, large subunit precursor
Molecular function (GO): rRNA binding; G protein-coupled ATP receptor activity; neurotransmitter receptor activity
Source: RefSeq, a predicted model, not a curated record
CCGGAUGUGAGCAGAAAGGUUCCGGAAGCGGCCGGCAGAAAGGGCUCGUGGACUAGACGGCAGCAUGCGGCAGUCCGGGCGGUCCCGGUACCAGAAGCGGGCGCGCGCCCAGGCUCAACAGCGCAACCUCGAGGCCUAUGCCGCGCAGCCUCAUUCGUUCGUGUUCGCCCGCGGCCGUGCGGGUCGCGGCGUGCGGCAGCUCAGCCUGGACCUACGGCGGGUCAUGGAGCCGCUCACCGCCACUCGCCUGCAGAUACGAAAGAAAAAUUCUCUGAAGGAUUGUGUGGCAGUGGCUGGGCCUCUUGGGGUCACUCAUUUCCUGAUACUGAGCAAAACAGAGACUAAUAUCUACUUUAAGCUGAUGCGCCUCCCAGGAGGCCCCACUUUGACCUUCCGGAUCAAUAAGUACACACUGGUUCGUGACGUGGUCUCUUCUCUGCGCCGCCACCGCAUGCACGAGCAGCAGUUCACUCACCCUCCCCUCCUGGUGCUCAACAGCUUCGGCCCCCAUGGCAUGCACGUGAAGCUUAUGGCCACUAUGUUCCAGAACCUGUUUCCCUCCAUCAACGUACACCAGGUGAAUCUGAAUACCAUCAAGCGCUGUCUUCUCAUCAGCUACAACCCUGACUCCCAGGAUCUGGAUUUCCGCCACUAUAGCAUCAAAGUUGUGCCUGUGGGUGCAAGUCGUGGUAUGAAGAAACUUCUCCAAGAGAAGUUCCCCAACAUGAGCCGCCUGCAGGACAUCAGCGAGCUGCUGGCCACGGGCGCAGGGCUGUCCGAGAGUGAGGCAGAGCCCGACGGCGAACACAACAUCACAGAGCUGCCCCAGGCUGUCGCAGGGCGCGGCAACAUGCGGGCCCAGCAGAGUGCUGUGAGGCUUACCGAGAUUGGGCCUCGGAUGACGCUGCAGCUUAUCAAGAUCCAGGAGGGCGUCGGGGAGGGGAAUGUGCUCUUUCAUAGUUUCGUGCACAAGACAGAGGAGGAACUACAGGCCAUACUAGCAGCCAAGGAAGAAAAGCUGCGGCUCAAGGCCCAGAGGCAGGCCCAGCAGGCCCAGAAUGUCCAGCGUAAACAGGAACGACGAGAGGCCCACAGGAAGAAGAGCCUGGCAGGCAUGAAGCGGGCUCGGGCAGAGGCUGAUGGGGAUAGUGAUGCUGAGGACCCUGGGGCCCCCCCAGGGGCAGAGGUGGCUGGCCAGCAGGAGGAGGAGGAUGAAGCUGAGUAUUUCCGCCAGGCAGUGGGUGAAGAGCCUGAUGAAGACAUGUUCCCAAAGGCUCAGCGGCGAUGGCCCACCGGGCCUCCAGGCAAGAAGCAGCGAGUAAAGCAGAGGAGGCCAGACCGUGGUGCCCCACCUUGCCCAGACAACAUCACAGCAGCUGCUGACCAAAUCCUCGGUAGCUUCCAGGAAGUCUUUCUGUGGCCUAUUCUGGUGAUUGAGUUCCUGGUGGCCGUGGCUGGCAACAGCGUGGCCCUCUACCGCUUCAGCACACGGGAGCAGCGCCCAUGGUCCCCAGCUGUGGUCUUCUCCACCCAGCUGGCUGUCAGCGACCUGCUCUACGCCCUGACACUACCCCCACUAGCUGCCUACUUCUACCCACCCAAACACUGGCGCUACGGGGAGGCUGCCUGCCGCCUGGAGCGUUUCCUAUUCACCUGCAACCUGCUGGGCAGCGUCACCUUCGUCACGUGCAUCAGCCUCAAUCGUUACCUGGGUGUUGUCCACCCCUUCUUCACCCGCUCUCACCUGCAGCCCAAGCACGCCUGGAUCCUAAGUGCCAUUGGCUGGGUGCUAGUGGCUCUGCUGGCUGCUCCCACACUCAGCUUUUCUCACCUGACGACACCACAGCAGGAAGGUAACUGCACUGUGGCCAGGCCCAAGGCCUGCAUCAAGUGCCUGGGGACUACGGGUGACAGCCAGCUUGAGGCCUACAUAGCCUACAGCCUGGUACUGGGGGUACUGGGCUGUGGCCUGCCAUUGCUGCUCACCCUAGCAGCCUACAGUGCCCUUGGACGAGCCAUACUGGGUAGCCAUGGCAUGACAGCAGCUGAAAAGAAGCAUGUGGCAGUACUUGUGGCCAGUGGUGUGGCACUCUACGCCAGCUCCUAUGUGCCCUACUUCGUCACACGGGUAAUCAAUCUUUGGGCUCGGCAGCGCUGGAGAGCCCGCUGCCCAGCCUUUGUGGACGUGGCUCAGGCUGUGGAGGCAUUAGACCUGGGGUCCUAUGUGGGGCACCAGGUGACACGGGGUCUCGUGCCUCUGGCCAUCUGCAUCCACCCACUGCUCUACAUGGCUGUAGUACCCAGUGUGGCCUGCCACUACCAGCAGUCCUGCCUUGGCUGCGGGGAGGGCCAGGCCCCAAAGAAUGCUGAGAGCUGCAGCCAAGCCCUGCCCCUCACCAUCCCAGGCACUAAAACCUCAGGGCCCCACCACCCUGAGCUGAGCCCAUGACCUGGCCUAUCUUGAGCCUCUUUCCGCCCACAAGGCACUGGGAACCAGCAGCAGAACGAGGGUGACAACACGGCAGGCCCCAAACCACCUCCCCAAAGAGAGGCCUGUCGCAGGAGCGGUGAGCACCCAGGCCAGAGCUACAAGAACUUCAGCCCACAGCACCAACCCUGAGCAGGGCCGGAGAGC